Pseudovirgaria hyperparasitica is the source of this 1684-nucleotide messenger RNA. RefSeq lists its product as uncharacterized. The coding region runs from base 155 to 1480 and encodes 441 amino acids. The record is from RefSeq and is a predicted model, not a curated record. The transcript has 2 exons. Lineage: Eukaryota; Fungi; Ascomycota; Dothideomycetes; Acrospermales; Acrospermaceae.
UCAGUCGAGAGCCACGGGGCUUGAGCGACCGCGCUCUGAAAGUCUGCACUGCGCCGAUAUGACGAGCACGCCGACAACAAGAACCCUCCAAACCCCGUCUUCGCUUCUCGAGCACAACCGCAGCUAAACACACUCUAUCGGAUAGAUAUAGACUAUGGGACUCGCCGCCAUGCUCAACCUCGUCGUAGAAUCAUGGAUCUGGUACGGCGUGACCGUCAUCGUCGCCUCGGCCCGCUUCAUCUCGCGCGGCCUGACGUUUGGCUCCAUCAAGAAGAUGCAGACCGACGACUACAUCAUGGCCGCCGCGCUGUGCACAUACACAACCUUCCUGGUAGCCAUCAAUAUCGUGUCGGACCACAACAGCAAUCUACUGCCGCCCGGUUUCGAUUUUGCGGAGCUGACGCCGGACGAUGUGGCGAAUCGGCAAUAUGGGAGCAAGAUGAUUCUGGUCGUCGAAAUAUGCCAGUGUGUGACCAUCUGGGCGGUCAAGGCCUGCUUGCUGAUUAUGUACUAUCGAUUGACCAUCGCAAUGAAGCGCAACCUCCUCGUCAAAGCUCUCGCUGUCUAUGCCGCCUUUGGCUUCAUCUUCAUGAUGGUCUUCUAUCUCGGCGUGUGGUGCCGGCCCUUUAGCAACUACUGGGCCGUGCCCACGCCGUCGCAAUGUUCUGCCGCCACAAACCACCUCAUCACAAACGCAACCUUCAACCUCUCCUCGGACCUGCUCAUGCUCGCCCUGGCCCUGCAGAUGUUUGUCAGCUCGCACCUCCCCUGGCGCCGCAAGGCUAUCCUGUGUGGCAUCUUCGGCUUGGGCGGCUUCGUCAUCCUCGCCGCCGUGCUGAACAAGUACUACAGCUUCACCAGCCCCUUUGGUGGCGAGUGGACCUACUGGUACGUGCGCGAGAGCAGCACUGCCCUGCUCGUCGCUAACCUCCCCUACACCUGGACCCUGCUGCGCCGCGUCUUUAAGCUGCGCGCCUUUAAUCCCGACUCGUCUGUCACGAACAACACUGCUACUGCUGGGAUGUCGCGCAGUAAAUUCUGGCACCGCGGCUCUGCCUUUGCGUCUGCAGGCGGCAGUGUCGACAGCGGCAGUGGCAGUGGCGGUGGCGGUGGCAGCGCCAAGAAGAGCGUCGAGUGGGCCGUGCGCGGCCCUUUCGAGCACGGCCGCCUGCCGAGCAAUCUCGACAAGGACCUUUAUCGCCUGCCGAGCAUCGAUGAGCCAGACAGUCCAUUUCCAGAGGGUCAGGUGUUUUGCGGGCCGCCACGCGGGUCUGUGGUGUCCAUGCGAACAAGCAGUGGUGUCGCGCGACGGGCCAGUCUCGUCGACAAAGACCCCUAUCGACUGCCCAGUCUGGACGAGCCUGAGCGUGCGAUGCAAGACGGAGACGUCGAGGCGGGCUUGGAUGGGAUGGAUGGGAUGGAUGGAGGUGGUGUGCAGCGCCUGGCGAUGGCGCAUGUGACCCCGGAGAAAAUGGUGUGACGGGCUGGCUAUAUGAAUUUACAUGGGCGUUUUUGGGUAUAUACGACACGAUGCAUGAGAUGCAGCUUUGACUGGCGUUUGGGUGGGAUGCUGGCAUUUUUUUGGAACGAAUUAUUGAGAUACCCAGACGGAACGGACGGACGGCAUAUGAUGAGCGUGGUGUUGACACUGUAGCUCAGGGGCUAGCCAUAUAUUUGGUAUUUG